UCUGCUCACUGCUGAAGCAGACAGGCAGUAGAACACAAGAACCUGGAACACAUUGGAUCUCCAUCACUUGAACCUCUGGCAUCAUAAAAAAUCUGGACUAUUAAGGCUAUUAAUGAGAUUAUAUGAAACCAAGGAUACAUUGUACACACUGGACAUCCUACCUUGAAAGACUGUUACAAAAAAGACAUCUAAUAAUGUCUGGAACUAAAGGAAUCCUCCCAUCAGCUCUGGGUUUCAUACAGAUCACCUGUCUCUUUAUGACUACCUCCGCUUCCUCAAUUAUGUUUUCUCCUUCGGAGAGUGUGAUUCCUGUACAAAUUGGGGAACCACUUGUCAUCAUUGGUACUGCCUUGGAUUGUGAUGAGCCUUCCUUUACCUGGUCUAGUCUUAUGGACAAGACCUUAUCUGGUACAGUUAGCACCAAAGGACACAUUUCCAACCUGACCAUGAUGAUGGUCACCAAGGAGAGUGAAGGUCAAUAUGUGUGUAAAGUCUUUUGCAAGAAUGGAAAAUCAGAGAAAAGCGUCAAAAUCAUACCAUACUCUUUUCCCAGUGACCCCAUCUUACGAGUGUCCUCACUGGUUGUUGGUGUUCGGUCUACAAUCAAUUGUACUGUCCCACUUGUAUAUCCUGUGGAGAUGAUGAGUGUUAAGAUCCUGGUGGACAAAAAUGAGGUGGCAGAAUCUAUCCCGGAAUGGAAUAUGGAUGACACAAACCAGAUGGAAAACGUCAGCCUAUCAUACGGCUGGAUCCCCACUGAGGAACAUGAGGGCAUGGAAGUCCAGUGUGUGGCACAACUAGAAUUCACAACUAAUGAGAUUAAACCAAUGACCAGAGAUGCCAAGAUAACACUCAAUCUGAAUUAUCCACCAGGAAAUCCUCAUAUUACAGUUUACCCAUCUACUAAGGUGAACUUGAUGGACACAAUAUAUUUGAAUUGUAGUUCUGAAAGCAGAACUCCAGCUAGAAAGUGGUGGGUGAAACAGACGGAAUACCACGAUUAUGAAGUAUAUCCUAGUGAAGAUGGAUUUCUGACAAUUCUUCAAGCAAAACCAGAAAACUCUGGGAAAUACAUUUGUUAUGUAGAGAAUGCUGUGGGGAAAAAAGAGGACUCAGUGGAAAUUACUGUACAAGAUACCCCAAACCAACCUACAAUAAACAUCCUGCCAAAAACAACAGUUCUAAUGGGGGAAGCAGUUACAAUCGAGUGCUAUGGGCAUGGUCAGUCUGGGACAAACGUGUCCCUGUGGAUGAUGACAGAAACAGAACACAAACUCUUACUUGAUGGAGAUGGAGUCUAUGAAAUACAUGAAGCACAACCCCAGCACACUGCUGUAUACGUAUGCCGUGCAGAGAACCUGCUUAAGAAAGCAGAAGCAACAGUGUCCCUGACUGUGGAGUAUCUUCCUAAGAACACAGUGAUUUCCUACUUUCCCUCUGAUGCCAAAGAAGGAGACACAGUAACACUGUCUUGUAAAAGUGAUGGAGUCCCAACCCCUAGUUUCUCCAUCUAUCAGCACACCAAGUCAGGAGGGACCGUACUCCUUGUGAAUGGGCCGGAUUUCACGGUCAGGAAUGUGACCAGCAUGAAUAAUGGCGUCUAUGAGUGUGAAGCAUAUAACACAGUGGGGAGUGAGAAGAAAACAGCAGAGCUACUGGUGCAAGUUCCACCCAAAAACACACAUCUAAUCAUCAUGCCAUCUACGUCUGUGAUGGAAGGGCAAUCUGUUCACGUUUCAUGCAUUUCAGAAGCAUAUCCCACACCAGAACUGACCCUAAUUAAAUAUACUGACAGCGGUUUAUUAGAUUGGGAAACCAGUGAUGGAGAACACACAAUUGUGCAUGCUUCUGUGGAGCAUUCAGGGAUAUAUAGAUGUGAAUCAAGGAAUGCUGUGGGAGAAGAAGUUGUUGAAACAGUAUUGACUGUGCAAGUUCCACCUGAGAACACCACGGUCGUUGUCACACCAUCUGAGAAUGUUACAGAAGGAGACACAGUCACCAUAAUCUGCGAUAGCCACAGCAUUCCAUCCCCGACCAUCAUACUGCAGAAAGUGUGUCCUGGAAAUAGCACCAUUAUGCAGGCCGAAAACGGAACCUUCACCUUGCGAAAUGUUACUGUCAAUGACACUGGGACAUACACGGUCAGCAUAAUUAAUGAAGCGGGUAAUAGGACCAAGGUUAUUGAAAUCAAUGUCCAAGAGCGACAGCAAGGCUCCAAGUAUAGCCUCAUUGCCCCGGCUAUAGUACUGUCCAUGGCUGCAGUCUCAGCUGGUUUUAUUGGGUUUCUCAUUUAUAAAAUGAAACAAGCAAGGUUGAAAGGAUCAUACAGCUUGGUGAAUGCUUUGAAGAACAGAGUGUGACCUAAAAAGGUUAAAUGAAGUGAAGUUGACUGUAGAACAUUUUGCCAGUAUUAACCUUCGUUGGCAGAUAUCUGAAUCUAGUGUGUGCUCUUUCCACGGACGCCAAAAGUUGGAAAGUUGUGCAUAUAUAUGAGAACAGUGAGAUUUCUUGUGAGGAUGGGCUAAAGUAGAACCAUGAUACACGACUGCCACCACUAACUAUGUUGUUUAAUCUUGGUCAACGCCUCAUGCCAAGGCAGAUUCUUCAGCCUUCAAGCGGAAAUUGUCACCUGAGUGAAAUCUGGCCAAGACAAUUCCUCUACAUGUGAAAAUUGGAAAGGAACCAUUGGGUGUGAUUCAUAUUCAAAGUUCAGUUUGCACUUAGUUUUGAGAGAUAGUUUUCUAUGUUGUAAAUAUUUUGUCAUUUUUUUAAUUAUUAUAUACGGUUUAGAAGCUGCUGUUUAUUUAAAUUUUGAUACUACCCAACACAUCUUUUUGUUUGUGUUCCCAGCUAAUCUUUUAAUGUUUUGUUUCUUUUUGUGUGUGUGUGUGCAUGUGCUUUAAGCCUGUUUUGUUUGAGACCCAUUUUUUUUGUUUGUUCUUUUUCUUAUGUCUAGUUGAAAUCUGUUUUGUUACAAGCGAUGAAUUGUAAUUCUUGGUUUUUCUCACUCCACUGCUGAUGCUUGUCCCAGAGUCUUUUGUUGGGGGUUAAUGUGGGAGGGAUGGUUCGUGGGAAAGCUAAAAUACUAUAAGAAAAGGCUUGAAAUAAUGUCA
Molecule: messenger RNA, 3113 nt
Organism: Spea bombifrons (plains spadefoot toad)
Lineage: Eukaryota; Metazoa; Chordata; Amphibia; Anura; Pelobatidae
Gene: VCAM1
Product: vascular cell adhesion molecule 1
Exons: 9
Coding region: 123-2360 (745 amino acids)
Source: RefSeq, a predicted model, not a curated record